AUCAUUUUUCAAACAAACGCGCACACCAAUAAUUAUUGAUUGAGAAGUUGAGCAAGCAAUCAUUUAGCUAAGUUUCCUUUUUCUCUCAAAAGAAGUUUGCAUUCCCUUCUGGAGUGCGCUUCUGCUGAGUAACCUCUUCUUCUACUUUCCAUAUUCCAUAUACAGCUAGAAGUUUCAACCCAAAGUUUCUUGAUCUUCUUUUAAGGUUUAAGUUAAUUGUCAAACAUCAACUCGAAAGAAAAUGACAGUCACACCUAAUAUCUCCAUCAAUGAUGGCAACCUCGCUGUCCAUGGCAAGACCAUACUGAAGGGUGUGCCUGACAACAUUAUCUUGACUCCUGGAUCGGGGGUCGGGCUUGUUAGUGGUGCAUUUAUUGGAGCAACAGCUUCACAGAGCAAAUGCUUGCAUGUGUUCCCUGUUGGGGUUUUAGAGGAUACUAGGUUCAUGUGUUUAUUCCGUUUCAAGCUGUGGUGGAUGACUCAGAGAAUGGGGACAUGUGGAAAUGAUAUUCCUUUGGAGACCCAGUUCAUGCUUGUGGAGAGCAAAGACACCACUGAGGGUGAGCAUGAAGAUGCCCCAACUAUUUACACGGUCUUCCUCCCUCUACUUGAGGGACAGUUUCGUGCUGUUCUUCAAGGCAAUGAGAAGAACGAAAUGGAGAUUUGCCUUGAGAGUGGAGAUAAUGCUGUUGAAACCAACCAAGGGCUUUAUCUUGUUUACAUGAAUGCUGGGACCAAUCCCUUUGAAGUCAUUAACCAGGCUGUGAAAGCUGUUGAGAAACACUUGCAAACUUUCCAUCACAGAGAGAAGAAGAAGCUGCCCUCAAUUAUUGAUUGGUUUGGGUGGUGCACAUGGGAUGCCUUUUACACCGAUGUCACAGUAGAGGGUGUUGAGGAUGGCCUCAAAAGCUUAUCUGAGGGUGGUGUUCGUCCACGUUUCCUGAUUAUUGAUGAUGGUUGGCAACAGAUUGGCAAUGAAGCACCCAAGGACGCUAAUUGUGUAGUACAAGAAGGAGCACAGUUUUCCAACAGGCUAACAGGAAUUAAAGAAAACAAGAAGUUCCAAACGAAAGGCCUGAAGCAUGUAGUGGAGGAAGCCAAGAAACAGCACAAUGUCAAGUAUGUAUAUGUAUGGCAUGCCCUAGCUGGUUACUGGGGUGGAGUACAUCCUGCUGGUCCUGGACUCGAGCACUAUGACACUGCAUUGGCAUACCCCGUUCAGACCCAUGGAGUAAUGGGAAACCAACCUGACAUUGUAAUGGACAGUCUUGCAGUUCAUGGAUUGGGUUUGGUGCACCCGAAAAAGGUCUUCAACUUUUAUAAUGAACUACAUGCCUAUCUGGCAUCCUGUGGGGUUGAUGGAGUCAAGGUCGAUGUCCAGAACAUCAUUGAAACACUUGGUGCUGGUCAUGGUGGUAGAGUAUCCCUCACGAGAAGCUAUGUCCAGGCCCUUGAAGCAUCCAUUGCUCGAAACUUUCCUGACAAUGGAUGCAUAGCCUGCAUGAAUCAUAACACUGAUGGGCUCUACAGUUCCAAGCAAACCGCUCUAGUUAGAGCUUCUGAUGAUUAUUAUCCUCGUGACCCAGCUUCUCAUACCAUCCAUAUAGCUUCUGUUUGCUACAACUCGCUCUUCUUGGGAGAAUUUAUGCAACCAGAUUGGGACAUGUUCCAUAGUCUUCACCCUACUGCUGAUUAUCAUGCUGCAGCUCGAGCAGUUGGAGGAUCACCAAUUUAUGUGAGUGACAAACCUGGAAAUCACAACUUUGAGCUGCUGAAGAAGCUUGUCCUUCCUGAUGGAUCAGUGCUUCGCGCUCAAUUGCCUGGCCGACCUACUCGUGAUUGCCUAUUUGUUGAUCCAGCUAGAGACGGGACAAGCUUGCUUAAAAUAUGGAACGUGAACAAAUGCAAUGGUGUGGUUGGUGUGUUUAACUGCCAAGGUGCUGGCUGGUGCAAGGUCAUAAAGAAGACACGUAUCCAUGAUGCAUCUCCUGGCAUACUUACAAGUUCGGUCCAAGCAACUGAUGUUGACACCAUUGCUCAACUCGCUGGCCCUGGUUGGAAUGGGGAUUCUGUAGUCUAUUGCUUUAGAUCAGGGGAAGUGGUUCAGCUACCAAGAGGUGCUUCACUGCCUGUGACACUUAAAGUUCUCGAGUAUGAAGUGUUCCACUUUUCUCCUGUCAAGGAAAUUGUGACAAACAUCUCUUUUGCUCCACUUGGGCUGCUAGAUAUGAUCAACAGUGGAGGUGCCAUUGAUCAGUAUGAAGUCCAUCUGGCUUCUGAGGAGAAACCCGAGCACCUUGAUAGGAGAAGCCGAUCUCCGACCGCUACAGUCUCACUGAAGGUCAGAGGAUGUGGCUGCUUUGGCGUUUACAUUUCCCAACUGCCCCUGAAAUGCUCAGUGGAUGGUGCAGACACUGACUUCAACUACAACAACGAAUCUGGACUGCUUACUAUGAACAUCCCAGUGCCGCAAGAAGAGAUGUACAGGUGGAAUAUCGAAUUCCAGGUCUAAGUAGGAAUUUCUCUGAUAAGAGAAUUAAUUGUUGACAGAAUCUUUUGUAUGGAACCAGAAGUGGCUGAAAGCUUUGUAUUUCGUUGGAGGAAUGAUGUGAGGAUUUAGCGUAAGUAUUAGCAAUGAUGUGAGGAUUUAGCGCAAGUAUUAGCAACAAUGAGAGUGGGUGAGGAUUUAGCGUUAGUGUUAGCAAUAACGAGAGUGGGUGAGGAUUUAGCGCAAGUGUUAGCAAUAACGAGAAUGGUUCAGGAUGGAAUGUGUCUCUGUAAUAAAACUAUCUAGAUAAUGUUGAAUGUGAAUCCAGCGUUUUCGCCUUCUA
This is a messenger RNA of Lycium barbarum (goji berry), 2831 nucleotides long. RefSeq names its product probable galactinol--sucrose galactosyltransferase 2. The transcript is spliced from 14 exons. Lineage: Eukaryota; Viridiplantae; Streptophyta; Magnoliopsida; Solanales; Solanaceae. The coding region runs from base 242 to 2512 and encodes 756 amino acids. The record is from RefSeq and is a predicted model, not a curated record. Gene Ontology annotation, molecular function: raffinose alpha-galactosidase activity.